AGUCUUUCAACUGCUGCAGAUACUGUGACUAGUGCGCCGUCGCGAGGGAUCUUCGGCUCCGGAUGUGAUCGAAUUAGCACUUAAGAGCCCCCCUAAACUUCCGUGAACCAUGGCUUGCGACUUGAAACCUACGAUGUGGCCGCCAAACUCGGAAGUAUCUGUAUGGCCCGUGAAUCAACCUCAGAUGGCUCAGUCGCAGAGAUCUUCCGCGAUGGACGAAGCACUUAUACCUGUUCUGCAAGAACUAGAAAAAUCUCGGCAGCACACAGCGGCGCUAGAGGAACGGAUGAAACAGUUCGAGCAGACCUUGAGCGCGGUCCUGUAUCAAUUCCAAGAGCUGCAGAAAAACAAUGCGCAUCUGCAGCACAUGCAGAAUGGCGCGCAGAUGGAAAUAUUGCAGAGAGUGCAGCAAGAGUUCGCGCGUUCGGAGACGAUGCUUCAGGAGCAAAUUCCGGAGUCGCGAAAUAUCGUCGACCAACUGCUCUACAUUGAGCAACUCAUGCUCGAGCGACACAUUUCCGAUUGGCACCGAAUGCAGCAAUUGUCAGCGAACGGGUUCGGCGUCGAGAGUCGUCUCGAGAGGCUCCAAGAAGUUUGCGAGGUCAUGGCUGAUCUCAUCUGGCAGAACUUCGACAUCGCUACGAGGAUGAGUCUUGCGGCCGGUAAAAUGCCCGCGACUUCGGCCACCUUGGGGGAGAGUCUCUCGCUUCAUGAGAAUCGGCUCAGAGGACUCAUGUCCGUCUUCAUCAGCGGGACCUUCGUCGUAGAGAAGCAACCCCCCCAAGUCAUGAAGACGAAUACGCGAUUUUCCACCACUCUGCGAAUGCUGACCGGAGGACGAUUGAAUAUAUACAUGACUCCACCUCAAGUGAAAGUUUCCAUCAUCAGCGAGCACCAAGCCUGUGCUUUGGCUCGCAACGAUGGAUAUCCGACCACCGAAGCCUCCGGUGAAAUUCAAAAUGGCAAUGGAAACAUGGAAUACAACGCGGCUUCGAAACUUCUCUCAAUAUCCUUCCGCAACAUGUCAUUGAAGAAGAUCAGGCGAGCGGAGAAGAAAGGCACAGAGAGUGUGAUGGACGAAAAAUUUUGUUUAUUGUUUCAAUCAGUCGUGAAAGUCGGGAACCUGAGUUUUGCCGUGAGGACCCAAUCUCUGCCGGUUGUGGUGAUUGUGCACGGGAAUCAGGAGCCCGAUGCGUGGGCCACCGUAACAUGGGAUAACGCCUUCUCUCGAGGACGAAGGAUUCCUUUCUCGGUUCCUGAAGCGGUCCCCUGGAGGGAUAUGGCCCGGGUGCUUUCAAUGAAGUUCCGCUCUGCAACAGGGAGGGAGCUCUCUGAGAGCAAUUUGCACUUGCUGGCCACGAAAGCUUUCCGGGAUCCGAAUCUUCCUCUGGAUUGUGGCGACCGGAUGAUCUCAUGGGCGCUUUUCUGCAAAGAACUCCUCCCCGACAGAACUUUCAGCUUCUGGGAGUGGUUCUACGCGGUCAUGAAAGUAACCCGGGAGCAUCUCCGACCUUUGUGGAACGACGGGACGAUCUUGGGCUUCAUUGGCCGCCGCGAGACUGAAUCGUUGCUGCUGAAGAAGUCCGACGGGACCUUCCUCCUGAGGUUCUCCGACUCGGAAUUGGGUGGAGUGACCAUUGCAUGGAUCUCAGAAUGUGAUGGCCAGAAAAACGUCCUGAUGGUGCAGCCCUUCACGGCCAGAGACUUCCAGAUUCGCAGCCUUGCUGAUCGGAUAUCCGACCUCCCGAAUCUGGUGUAUCUAUAUCCAGACACACCUCGCGACCAAGCCUUCAUGAGAUACUACACGCCGAGCAACACGGCCAUCACACCUCAGACUGGCUACGUUAAACCGAGACUUGUGUUCCAAAUCUGUGGGAGCCAGCAGGGUUCACCCCCGCAUUCGAAUCCAUCCACACCGCAAUCUUUCUACGGUCAUUCCGAAACGGGAAUGUAUUCAUCUGGUCACGACGGUAGCUUCUCUGAUCCGAGUAUGCAGAUGUACGCCCUCAGCAAUGGUGAAACGAUGAAAAGACGCCGACAUGACGACCCACAUCAGCAUUCGUGGCAACCAGGGACCGAGCAAUAAAUUCUAAUUGUAAAUAAUCGAAUAUAUUUCCGCCGAACAUGACAAAAAAAUAUAGAGCGUUAAGCCAGGUUCAU
Messenger RNA from Galendromus occidentalis (western predatory mite), 2160 nucleotides. Its product is annotated as signal transducer and activator of transcription 5B. Gene Ontology annotation, molecular function: DNA-binding transcription factor activity; DNA binding. The coding region runs from base 110 to 2086 and encodes 658 amino acids. Gene Ontology annotation, biological process: regulation of DNA-templated transcription; signal transduction. The transcript has 5 exons. The record is from RefSeq and is a predicted model, not a curated record. Lineage: Eukaryota; Metazoa; Arthropoda; Arachnida; Mesostigmata; Phytoseiidae.